ACACUGACAGCUUGGUAAUCCAGUCUGAUCGCUGGUCGUCUGACAGAAACAGGACUUAGAAAGAAGCAAGCAAAACCUACUCGCACACAACCUCCCUCGCGCUCAACUUAAACACUUUGAAAAUGAAAGCAAUAAGCCCCGUGCGGUCCUUCCGGAAAAACAACGCGAAUUUAACGGAACACUCCUUGGGAAUCUCUCGGAGCAAGACCCCGGUGGACGAUCCGCUCAGCCUGCUGUACAACAUGAACGACUGCUACUCCAAGCUGAAGGAGCUCGUGCCCAGCAUCCCCCAGAAUAAGAACGUCAGCAAGAUGGAAAUCCUGCAGCAUGUCAUCGACUACAUCCUGGACCUGCAGAUCGCGCUGGACUCCAGUGUCGCACUCACCAGCCUGCAUCACCAGCCAGCGCGGCCGGGGCAGGCUCCAUCCAGGACCCCUCUGACCACCCUCAACACAGACAUCAGCAUCUUGUCAUUACAGGUAAUUACGCCGUAGAAAGCCUGGUUUGUUGUGGAAGAUAUUCAGCGGCUUUGUGCUGGUGCGCAUAGCUUGUGCGCCUUUGUAGCCUAUGCGUAACUCGCACAAAAUGGCUUAUUGGAAAAAGAAAAUGGCAUGUUUUUUUCUUUUUCCUUUUUUUUUGCACGGAACGAAAUAAGGAGAAAAUUCGACCUGUGUAAACACUGCUACAACGCCGAUACCUCUCGAUCCGGUGCUGCGUGGAGAAAAUUAACAUUUGGUCUGUUUGUUUGUUUGUUUUCAGUCCCCGGAGUUGCCAUCAGAGCUGAUGACAGAUGACAGCCGGACUCUGCAUCGUUAAAGCGGUAAGUAGGCUGUCCUCAUGUCUGCUUCUGCUGCUGCUGCAUUCUGUCCAGGGCUCCUCUACAGCCUGUCUCCCAGUCUGCUGGAGCAGAAUGCACGAGCUAGAAUUACCAUUUACCAAUCCGUUUGUUCGCUGCUAAUGUGGCACGUCGUCUCACGUUGCCCUAAUACUCCAAUAUGUUUCCUUACGUGAGAACACUGCGGGCUUAACUCAAAAUAUUGUGUGUCUUUAAAUGGUUUGAAGCGCCCGAUUUGUCGCUCGUAGCUGGAGCUCAAACAAAAAAAAUCCAAACAUGUGCUCUUCAAGCGUAUUAGUAAUUAGACCCGGAUUAAUAGGACAUUUUACAUUUCUUUGCAUAGAGUUUGGUUAGGGAAAAAGGAAGAUUUACGCCCCGGGCUGCUUGGGUUUCUGUAUAUAAGUUGGCAGUAUUCAGGGUUGUAUUAUAGCCUCUUGUGUCUAUAAUGAAGAGCAUCUGCAACAGGAAAAUAAUGGCUGUUUGGAUUACUGCUACUACGAUGUCUGCACAUAAUUGGUACAAGAAGUGGGUAGGCGCCAGCUGAGCGGCAAUUACGCUGAUUCUUCCCCAGAUUGUAGGCUGAAGUUGUGCGAAGAGUGUGUGUGCGCGCCUCCCUCCCCUCUCUCGCUCCUGUGUAGUGUGUGUGUGUGUACAUCUGGAGCGCAGGGUUUGCUUAGUAUUGGGAGUGUUUGGUUAAAUGUUAAAAACUGCGGCUUCCUCCCUGGCGCCAGUCUGUCCGGAUCUCUGCCCUGUUUGCAUUUUCUAAACACGCCUCUCUCUUUCUCAAUCUUUUGCAGGUGUUUGGUCAAGACGCAAAAACACACACAGGACCUGGGGAGCAGGACUUUCCUCCCCUUCCUCCCUCCUUCAUCACCUCCCCCCCAAAAUUCAAUCUCUGUCCUCCAGGCCUGGAUUUUUUUCUUUUUUUUUCUGACGCUGAAAUCAAGAGACUUUUGCUUAUUAUGGGACAAUCUUAUGUGAUGUGUUUUCUGUUUGGACACUUCAUUAUUUAACUUAAGACUUAUUUUUUAUUUGUGGGUCCUUUCUGGAAAAUGGAAGGCGCGUUAUAUUCCCGAAAGUGGGAGGAAAAACGAGAUUAUUGUCACAAGGAUUAUUUCCACCCCCUCAUCCUCACCCCCUUGACCCCUCUCCUUGUUGAAAUCUUCGCUUUUUUUGCGGAGGUGGGAACGUGAAUAGAAAGACAACUUGGUUAGUUACUGUAAAAAGUUUAGUCUUGUCUUGUCAGAAUUGUUGGCACAUGAAGGACUGGACGUUGUUUAAAAAAAAAAAAAAAAAAAAAAAAGUUAAAAUGAGAGAAUGAAACCCUGUGAACUCUUGUCGGGAGUUUAUCUUGUAUAGUUGCAGAAAUUUGAAACUUCUGCAAAAGUGUAAUGUUGUACUUAAUUAUGCUGAAACUUUUUAUAAAAGUAAUGUAAAUUGUACCUUUUUUAUACAAAAAUAAAUCAAAAACACAACUUGAA
Molecule: messenger RNA, 2316 nt
Organism: Xyrichtys novacula (pearly razorfish)
Lineage: Eukaryota; Metazoa; Chordata; Actinopteri; Labriformes; Labridae
Source: the annotation of a GenBank genome assembly